This is a messenger RNA of Cannabis sativa, 593 nucleotides long. RefSeq lists its product as uncharacterized. The transcript has a single exon. The record is from RefSeq and is a predicted model, not a curated record. Bases 106 to 348 code for a protein of 80 amino acids. Lineage: Eukaryota; Viridiplantae; Streptophyta; Magnoliopsida; Rosales; Cannabaceae.
CUCAUUAUAUCAAUUACUCAUCUGAGAAAGAAGAGAAAACAAAGAACAAAUUGAAAAGACAGGCCAGAAAUAUUUAACAUCUUCGAACAACUCCCUGUUAAUUGUAUGAUGGAUUCGAUUAUUGGAAGUAGCUUUUCAGGAUCGGAAAUGGUGAUAAAGAUAGCAAUAUUCUUUAUGGUUCAAGCUUUGGUAUAUUUGAUCCUUUCGAAAUCUUCGACCGUAUUUUCGAGUAGUGAUCUGAAGAGGUCACAUAGCUUCCGACCAGCUCGCUCUGUCUCAAUUCGCCGUUUCAUGGCUGCUCUGGCCGAUAUGCCAGCCGGCGGUGAGCUCUCUCCAUCGGGUUCUUAAGGAUCCAGUACUGUUGCGGCAACCACACCUAAAUCAAAGUUAGGCUCUUAAUUAGCUGUAUACAAGUUUGUUAUUAACUAGCUAGAAUGUUUUGAUCAAUUUGUAUUGCUGUUUGUAUUGUUUAAUUUGUUAGUGUGUAGGAUUCUUUUAUUCUUUGGUUAUUUCAUUUGUAUAAAAUUACUUUGAAGGUUAAUGUUGGAUUUUGUAUGAAAAACAUUGUAUUAUAAAUUUAUAAUUUAGCAAUC